GAUUUAUUUGUGGCAUUUUAUCUCAUCUCAUUGGCUCUCUUCAAUGCGGCGAAUUCACCUCUACAGCACUGUAUAGAACUCACGAGAACGCUAACUUUGCGGCGUUCUCAUUCACCUAUCUAUUUAAGAACAAGCAAAUUCCCAUUUUGAUUUCAAUCUGCAGCAUACAGCAUAUUCAAUCCCCAAAAUUCAUACAUUCAUUCAACCAACAAAGAAUUAAUUACAAAAUCCCCUUCCCCUUCCCCCUUUCAACUCGCACCACAAAAUAUCAGCAAGUAGCAUGGAUCUCCACAAGCUCACCGUCAAAGAGCUUUUGGCGCAUCUCAAAGCUGCCGGUGUAGAAAAGCCCACUACUAAAGAGGGAAUCGUUGCUUUCGUCGAGAAUCAAUCACGUAUUGCCCGUCGGAGGGACCAAGCCAGGGAAUUAGCUGCUAUUGAACCGAAAUUGAAUGCGACAAAUGGAGGCCCCGAAUUGGAAUCCCUCCUCCAGUGCACCACCAAAGCUAUCUUCUCCGGAUUCGACCUCUCGCUCCCAAAGCUUCCGAAGGGAAUAGAAGCCAAAAUACAAGUUAACAUGCAACUUUGGCAUACGCGUACCGAGUCUGUGAAUAUGGAUGAUCAAGAUCAUGAAACUGGCCUACAGACUCCAGGUUCUGAGAGUGGAGAUGAAACGAUAAUGACCGAUAUUUGGAUGGGACGAGCACAAGAAUUUGUACACGGUGAAAAAGAUGAAGAAGAAGAAGAAGAAUUAGAUGAACAUGGCAUUCUCAUCAUUCAACCCCCACGCCGAGAAACUCAGCCGAGCCCCAAUGUCGCCGAAUCCCGAAAACGCCAACUCGGAAGCCCGGCACAACAAAUUACUUCUAUCUCAAUCUCAGAAUCCCAGAUCGAAGCAGUUAGUAACCCCAACAGACAAACCCAGGGAAAUGAACAGACUCUCGAGGCUUCUACUUCUAAUUCUAGAUCUGCAAUGCUCGGAAGAUCGAAUAAGAAACAGAAGCGUGUUACUUGAAGCCUCGCCUCACAUUGAUUGCGUAUUUAAACUUUGGAUAGGAGUAUGGAGUUUAGGUCGUGGUGACUACUGAGAGUUGAGGUGAGGGUUAAAUCAGCUCCUGAUUCUAUAGUUUAAUACAUAUGACAAUCACAACA
This is a messenger RNA of Botrytis cinerea B05.10, 1149 nucleotides long. RefSeq lists its product as hypothetical. The record is from RefSeq and is a predicted model, not a curated record. Lineage: Eukaryota; Fungi; Ascomycota; Leotiomycetes; Helotiales; Sclerotiniaceae. The transcript is spliced from 2 exons. The coding region runs from base 281 to 1012 and encodes 243 amino acids.